Messenger RNA from Prionailurus viverrinus (fishing cat), 930 nucleotides. Its product is annotated as piezo-type mechanosensitive ion channel component 2-like. The record is from RefSeq and is a predicted model, not a curated record. Gene Ontology annotation, cellular component: plasma membrane. NCBI's taxonomy places the organism in Eukaryota, Metazoa, Chordata, Mammalia, Carnivora, Felidae. Gene Ontology annotation, molecular function: monoatomic cation channel activity; mechanosensitive monoatomic ion channel activity. Gene Ontology annotation, biological process: regulation of membrane potential; cellular response to mechanical stimulus; detection of mechanical stimulus. Bases 1 to 417 code for a protein of 138 amino acids. The transcript is spliced from 4 exons.
AUGGGAAUGGAGGAGGCUCGACAGUUCUUCUACAACCUCAUCCAUCCAGACUACAGUGCUGUGACCGAUGUGUAUGUGCUCAUGUUCCUGGCUGACACUGUUGACUUUGUCAUCAUCGUCUUUGGCUUCUGGGCCUUUGGGAAACACUCAGCAGCAGCAGACAUCACCUCUUCGCUGUCAGAGGACCAGGUCCCUGGGCCUUUUUUGGUGAUGGUCCUAAUUCAGUUUGGAACCAUGGUCGUGGACCGAGCACUAUACCUCAGGAAGACCGUCCUGGGAAAGGUCAUUUUCCAGGUCAUUCUUGUGUUUGGAAUUCACUUCUGGAUGUUCUUCAUCUUGCCUGGUGUGACUGAGAGAUUUCCCAGGUUGCUUCCACCAGAAACACUACUUGGGACCGAGUCGGUGCCAAACGCAUGAACAAAUGGAUGAGCCAAUGAAUGAAAGAGAAACAAGGGAGACUGCUAUAAAUAGGACAUUAUGGGAACAAAGGGUGAACAGAAGGGGACAUGGAAGCACCCAUAUAAUGUAAUAGGAAUGAUCUUUUUAAUGAACAUAUCAUUAAAAGUCUUCAUGUUUUACAAGAAGCUGAUCUUUUUAUCAUACCUCAAGGGUCAUUCCUGGCCAAGCCUUGUGAAUAACAUGGCAAUCUGGCUGGCCAAUGCCAUUUUCCGAAGAGUGACUAGAAAGUAAUGAAACCUGCUCUCACUUAUGUGGUUCAUAACUUGACUCAAAUGGCAUUCUUAACGAGGAAAUUCAACUCUCUCCUGACAAUGCUUCAGCUACCUGUCUACUCUCACCUGGAUGGUUAGGCUGUGACCUUUUGAUUUUGGUGGCAAUGCAAAUAUUGUAAAAGCAAAAAUGGAGUUAGGAUAUUUCCCAUGAGUCUGAAGUAAAACUAAGUCAAUAAAGAAUUGUUACCCAGAAAAAUAC